AUGUUGGCAUUCUACAACUACAUACAAACAAAUUACCGUAAUGACGUCAUCAACGCUCGCCCGGCACAUCACCACUGGGAGGCAAUCAAAAUAAACAGGAUCCUACGCAGCUGCAACAGCAUCAACGACCACAUCAACCACGCCAAUCACUCCAACCACACCAACCACACCAGCCACACCAACCACACCAGCCACACCAACCACACCAGCCACAUCAACCACACCAGCCACGCUGUGAAGUCACAUUUAAAAAAUGUUAACAUCGUAAUAUGUGACCGCUGUGUGGAGGUGUGGCUGAAAGUUCGUGAGUACACAUAA
Messenger RNA from Helobdella robusta, 318 nucleotides. RefSeq lists its product as hypothetical. The coding region runs from base 1 to 318 and encodes 105 amino acids. The record is from RefSeq and is a predicted model, not a curated record. Lineage: Eukaryota; Metazoa; Annelida; Clitellata; Rhynchobdellida; Glossiphoniidae. The transcript is spliced from 3 exons.